CCUCUGUCGUUGCUCGUUAGGCUUGUUUGCUUCAGGUGCCUUCCCAUCGGGGAUAGAAGUGUGCAGCCAAUAAUUGACGGAUUCCUUGACCAAACGUCCAAAACUCCGACAUUACUCGAAGUCUACCAAGAAUUCAACGGUAAUCUUCAGUGUCUGCGGUAUGUGGCAGCUCAAGAACCUCCGACCAUGGACCCAAUUCUCCGUCGCUGGGUCUUCAACAACCUUGCUGGCCACGUAGCAGCACGCGACGACUUCCAGACGCUGCAAUGGCUGAUUGAGAGUUACAUGCCGACUGAAUUUAUCUCAACCGUGGUGCAAGAGGCUGUUUCGGCUGGUCAUUUACGCAUUUUAAAGUGGCUCUGGGAGAACCACCGCCACAGAUGCGGUUGGGGAUGGAUCGAGUUGAGCGCAGCCAUGGAACGACAACACUAUGGGAUAGCAGAGUGGCUUCGGUAUCGCAUUGAUUUUCGAUCGCAGGGUGCACAGUUGAUACUUGACGAGGCUGCGAGAUUUGGUGAUCUCGAGACUGUCAAGUGGUUGUGCGAGACGUCCGACCUGAAGGUGGUGGAAGCUUUCAGAUUGGCCGUGAUGCGUAGUCAUUGGAACUUGGUGUCGUGGAUUUUCAACAGCUAUAAAGACAAGAUUUCUGGCCAAGACUGUGGCAGACUUGGAUUUUACCUCGCCAAGGCAGGAAAGCUGGGCAUCUUAAAGCAACUGCUUGUGAAUAGACGCGGGGCUGACCUAAUGGAGAUUUUCAACGUGGCUGCCGAGUGCGGCCGCUUACGCGUUGUCAAAUGGCUCGUCAAAAAGAAAAAUGUCCGGGAUAUUUGUACCGGAUUCCAUCGAGCUGCCAAUAAUGGGCACGUGAACGUGACGGUCCAGUGGCUUCACGAGAAUACUAACGCUCGGUGCACAGUCAACGCCAUGGACGCAGCGGCCGGUUAUGGUCAUCUCGAUGUAGUGAAGUGGCUCCACUUUAAUCGCACGGAAGGGUGUACGGCUUUGGCAAUGGAUUGGGCAGCUUAUAACGGCCACCUCGACGUGGUCCAGUGGCUACAUGAGAACCGCAAGGAAGUGUGCACUACUGCAGCGAUGGAUCGAGCGGCAGGAUGUGGACACCUGGACGUGGUCAAGUGGUUGCACUCGAACCGAGACGAAGGCUGCACUACGCGUGCAAUGGAUUCGGCAGCGUCCAAUGGGCACCUGAAUGUGGUCCGGUGGUUGCAUUUGAACCGCAGCGAAGGGUGCACUAAACGAGCGAUGGAUGGAGCAGGGACUGCUGCAAAUGGUCACUUGGAUGCGGUGCAGUGGUUGCACGAAAACCGCAACGAAGGGUGCACUACUGCAGCUAUGGAUUGGGCUGCUUGUAGCGGUCAUCUUGAUGUAGUGCAGUGGCUGCACGGGCACCGAAGCGAAGGGUGCACCACGAAUGCAAUGGAUGGAGCAGCUACAAAUGGACAUUUGGAAGUCGUCAAGUGGCUACAUGCCAAUCGAAAGGAAGGCUGUACGACGAAUGCAAUGGAUGGAGUAGCUCGAUGGGGGUCUCACCCUAAAGUGGUAAAGUGGCUGAUUCAGAAUCGUACCGAGGGA
Molecule: messenger RNA, 1590 nt
Organism: Phytophthora sojae
Lineage: Eukaryota; Oomycota; Peronosporomycetes; Peronosporales; Peronosporaceae
Exons: 5
Molecular function (GO): protein binding
Source: RefSeq, a predicted model, not a curated record